Molecule: messenger RNA, 2799 nt
Organism: Amaranthus tricolor (Joseph's coat)
Lineage: Eukaryota; Viridiplantae; Streptophyta; Magnoliopsida; Caryophyllales; Amaranthaceae
Product: putative pentatricopeptide repeat-containing protein At3g16890, mitochondrial
Exons: 1
Coding region: 178-2277 (699 amino acids)
Molecular function (GO): protein binding
Source: RefSeq, a predicted model, not a curated record
CCUAAACCCAUAACCGCUAAACCCAUAACUUCCUCGGCCCUUCACCUUGCUAAACCCUCAAGUUUUUCAAGAACUAAAGGCAACCGCCAAUCAUGUCGAAGAAGCCGCAUAUCUGAUUUAGUGAAUCUGACUCCGGUUGUUGUAUCUGCUCCUGCUUCUUCUCGGUCAUGAAGAGAGAUGAGAGGCUUUUCAACUUUAUCAUCCAAGGCCUUUAAAACUCGUUCUAAUCAGCCAAAACCCUUUUCACAACAAAACCAUUCAAAUCCUACAUCAAAUACUCGGAAAAUUCAAUCGCAAAAGUUGAGAGGUAAGUCACCAUCCAAUCUUCAUUUCAACAAUUCCACCUUAAAUUAUCAUCCUCGACACGAAUUUUGCAAUAAAUUGAUUGAUCACAAAACACUUUCUCAAAUUUUGUUGAGAAAAGACUGGCAUUUGUUGCUUAACCACGAGUUAAAGGCUGGGAGGGUGAAUUUGACCCCUCAAUCUGUAGUUAGCAUUUUGCAAAAUCAAGAAAAUCCAUUAUAUUUGAUAAGGUUUUACAUCUGGGUUUUGAAUAUUACUCCAUUAUUUGAGAAGAAUCAGCAAAUUCGGGGUGUUUUGGCUAAUAAUUUACAUAGAAAAGGUCCAGUUUUGUUGUCUGCUGAAUUGGUUAUGGAUAUUAGAAAUUCUGGGUAUAAAAUUACUGAGGACUUUGUAUGCAUUUUGAUUGAUAGUUGGGGUAGAUUAGGCUUAGCAAAGUAUUGUGUUGAUAUUUUUGGACAAAUUUCAUUUUUGGGUCUUAAUCCUACAACUAGGUUGUAUAAUGCUGUGCUCGACGCUUUGAUCAAGUCGAAUUUGCUGGACUUGGCGUAUUUGAAGUUCCAGCAAAUGCCUGCUGAUGGCUGUAAACCUGAUAGGUUUACCUAUAAUAUCCUUAUUCAUGGGGUUUGCAAGGCUGGAGUGAUUGAUGAGGCCCUCCGUUUGGUAAAACAGAUGACAAAUAUGGGUUAUGUGCCAAAUGUGUUUACAUAUACAAUACUAAUCGAUGGAUAUUGUAGGGCCAAUAGAGUGGAUGAUGCCUUAAGAGUUUUGGAGACAAUGAGGGUUAGGAAAGUGGCUCCUAGUGAUGCAACAUAUAGGUCAUUGGUUCAUGGGGUGUUUCGUUGUCUAGGGCCGAAAAAGGCGUUUGACUUGUUAUCUGGAUUUGUCGAGAGAACACCAGUUUUACCGAAAGUAGCUUGUGAUACUAUACUUUACUGCCUGUCUAAUGAGUCUAUGGCCGAAGAGGCUGUUUCAUCUUUGAGAAAAUUUAGAGGGAGAGGCUAUCUGCCUGAUACUUCUGUUUUUAAUGCAGCUAUAACUUGUAUAAUUAAGAAACUGAAUGUUCAUGAGACUUGUGAAAUAGUGAAUACUUUUUCAGAACUAGGUUUAACUUUAUCAUUUUAUUCUUAUCUUGCCCUUAUUGGGACUCUGUUGCAAGAAGGAAAUCAUAGAGAAGGAAGCCAGUAUUUGCUACAGAUAUUUCAAGCUGGGUUGGUAUCGAACGUGAACUCAUACAAUAUGGUUAUUGAUUGCUUAUUGAAAGCUCGAAUGACCGAAGAGGCUCUAGAUAUGUUUCUAGGAAUGCAAGAAAAAGGCGUUAGACCUAACCUUAUUACUUUUAAUACUUUACUUGAUGGGUGUUUCAAAGCCGGAAAACUAAACCGGGCUUGCGAAUUAUUGGGGAUGCUCCUGCAACAUGGCUUGAAACCUGAUAUUUACUCUUUUUGUUCAAUGAUUGAUGGUCUUUGCCGGGCAAACAAGAUUGAGGAUGCGUUUGAUUGUUUUGCAGAAAUGAAGGAGUGGGGUGUUAAUCCUAAUAAUGUCACUUACAACAUUUUGAUUCGUGCUUUGUGCAAGGUUGGGGAUACAUCUAGGUCUAUGUCACUAUUUAGAAAUAUGCAAGCUGAAGGAAGUAGCCCAGAUUCAUAUUCAUUCAAUGCUUUGAUUCAAAGCUUUUGCAAAAUGAAUAAGACUGAGAAGGCAAAGGAUCUGUUUGUUUCCAUGCUUUCAUUACAGCUGACUCCUGAUAACAUCACAUGUGAUGCCCUUAUUAAGUCAUUGUGUGACACUGGUAAAUCUCACGAUGUGAUGGACAUUUUCUUGUCAAUGGAAGUUAAUGGGCGUGUUCUGAAUUCACAUACGUGUAAUUUAUUUAUUGAUUCCCUCGUAAAGUUUGGCCUGUUUAAAGAAGCCCUGCAUAUUGUGAGUAAGUGCAAAGUGUUGGGUAUAGAAGUCAAGUCUGUCUCAGUUUUGUAAGUCUCGACUUCAAUCAUCAAGCUCCAUUGUGGUGUUCAAGCUGUUCCACAGGAAGGUCCAUUUUGGCCACAAAGCUUAUGCUGUGUAUUGAGGCGUGUACCUUUUUUCAAACUAUUAAUUUGCUGCAACAAGAACACCUUCUGCAUAUGACCAACACAAGGUUGCUACUGGGAACAGCAUAGAGGAACAACAUACUGAUCCUGGAUCAACUAGAGUUAAUAAAGCUGAUAUACAAAGAGCUGAGGAACAGUUACUCAAUACUAUGAAUAUACAUGGUCCAGCCUCGAGAAAAGCUUACAUAAUCCUGUACCUAAAAGAAGAAGGAUAGAGAACAACUGAAUGUUCCCAAACUCUUAGCACGCUCCAUUUUUAGACGUCUAAUAUGACUGUUAGAAGUUAGGCGCCCUUUUUCUUGAUUGUAAACCGUUAGAGGAUGAAAGUCAAUUCUAUAAAUAAGGCUCUCCUUCACAUUGUAAAGAUCAUAUUAUUCAGUUUUAAUUCAUCUACGAUUCUAGUAAUCAU